AUGGAUCCCUCUCGCCACCCCACGCCACACACCCAGUCUGACAACACCACUCCCAACUCCCAUCCACCGGGAUCUACCAAUACUACCACUCCUGCCACAGCUGCUCCCGAAACACAAGAGUCCCAGAUACGGGAUCGGACCAACACGCUGACAGCUCCUUCUACCACUCCCUCCGUCACCCCUUCAAACUACUGGGUUUACCAAAUCCCCUCCCCUUCUGCCUCCUACGACGCCGACGAUGACUAUGGACUCGGUGCCGCAUUUGAGGACAACGCCGCGCCAGGAGAGGUUGAAGAGGAACCCACCGCGCAACCAACGGAGCCAAGUACCACCACUGCCGCUGCUUCUCGCCACUCAACUGCCAGAAACUCGCCACGCUGGACCGCUGAGGAGGAGUGCGAGGUGCUGGCCACGUUCAUCGUUCUCGACCCGCAGAUCCGCGCACGCACCGGGCAGCAGGGAAGGUCCUGGUACCCCUUAGUCCAGCGGGAUAUCCUUGAGCGCAACCCGACGUGGCGGCAUGACCAGGGGGCACUCAAGGCGAAGUUCAACCGCCUAAAGGCGGAGUGGCGUCGCAUCAACGACCGUAUAAGGCGAUCUGGGGAGGGACGCGUCACAAACCUGCCGCCUUGGUACCAUCUGGCCGAGCGCCUCUGGGCAAUGGCUGCCAUUCUCGCGGUCUCCGCCGGUGUUUCUUCCGCUGUCGCCUUCAGGCGCAGCUCUUUCGUCCAGACCGCCUCCCUGAAGUCCUCCUCGCUCUCUGUCCGCAGCGUCCGUUCUGUCCGCAUUGUCGCCAUGGCUCAGCCUGAAGCCAAGGAGGCUGAGGAGAAGAAGGCUGCGGAGGAGAAGGCCAAGGCAGAGGAGGCUGCUGCUGCUGCUGCUGAGAAGACUGAGGAGAAGAAGGAAGCAUACACGGACCCUCUUGACGCGUUCUGCGACGACAACCCCGCUGCUGACGAGUGCAGGAUUUAUGAGGAUUAA
This is a messenger RNA of Closterium sp. NIES-65, 981 nucleotides long. Lineage: Eukaryota; Viridiplantae; Streptophyta; Zygnematophyceae; Desmidiales; Closteriaceae. The record is from the annotation of a GenBank genome assembly.